AUGACGCCUAAUCGGCAAAAGAUCGAAUUAGCUUAUAUGUAUUUUAUUCCCAAACCACAUAAGAAAGCUACACCACUUCGACCCAUUUUAAAUACAAUUCAUGCUGCAACCAAACAGAUUUCUCAAUUUUUAGAUAAAUUAAUUCGACCCUUAUUCGAUCGAUUUGUACGUCAAACGACGAUUGUGGAUGGUGCUAACCUUCUUGAUCAACUUCAAAAAUAUAUUCAGAAAGGUUAUUUUAAUUCAUCGACUCUCUUCAUUACCUUCGAUAUUUCGAAUCUGUAUACUAUGCUACCACAAGAAGAAUCACUUGCUAUUCUUGCUGAAUUUCUUCAUGCACAUAAUUGUGAAAGAGUCAAUGGAAUUUCCAUUGAUACCAUUGUCGAAUUUGGUCGUGUGGUACUCCAAGCUAAUGCUUUUGUCUAUAGUAACAAAUUUUAUCGACAAAUUAUUGGUGGUGCUAUGGGAUCAGCAUUUAUUUUAACAUUAGCAAAUAUCUUCAUGGGGAAAUGGGAAAGACAAACUAUUCUUCCAAAAUUAGCUUUUCAUGAGUUAUAUGGCCGAUAUAUUGAUGAUGUUUUCUUUACCUGGAACGCAUCUGAAGACAAAUUGAAACAGUUAUUAGAAGCAGCGAAUAAUUUUCAUCCAAAUAUUAAAUUAGAAUAUCAUAUAGGUAAAAGUCUUCCAUUCCUCGAUGUUCUACUUCAUCAUGACAAUGGAAUACUUACGACACCGGUCUAUCAUAAAUCCUCAGCUGAACCAACCGUUGUAUCAUUUCUAUCGGAUCAUCCUCGACAUGUAUUUCGAAAUGUUAUCCAAAGUGGUCUAACUAGAGCUGUACGAUGUUCAUCAACAUUUGACAUAUUUAAUAAUGAAAGACGUGCUAUUCGUUUAAUGUUCUUAUAUAAUCGCUGUCCAUCAAGGUAUAUAAAUGAACAAUUCCGACUAUUCUUUGCCGAUUAUAUGUCGUCAUCUACUUCGUCACUCUUACCAAUGCUCACUGAUGAAAGUCAGUUUGUUGCCCUACGUCAAAAAUUAUCACAUCAACCAACAGCUAAAUAA
Molecule: messenger RNA, 1062 nt
Organism: Rotaria sp. Silwood1
Lineage: Eukaryota; Metazoa; Rotifera; Eurotatoria; Philodinida; Philodinidae
Source: the annotation of a GenBank genome assembly